AUGUUGGUGGUGGAGGUGUUGGUGAUGAUGAUGAAGGUGAUAGUAGUGAUGGUGAUGGUGGAGCUGAGAGGAAGCAUCAGGGUUCACUGUCGAAUCCGCCCCCUGCUGCCCUUCGAUAGCAGCUUUGAUGACCCAGGUCAGCCACACAGCUCCGUGUCGGGAACGGUGGUGCACGCCGUGGAUGACGAGACCCUGUGGGUGAAGUGCAGCCGCCCCGGCCACCCCCCGGUGGAUAAGACAUACUCCUUUGAAAGAGUCUAUGGCCCAGCUGAGGGGCAGGACGCUGUGUUCGAAGAUGUUCGGCCCCUGCUCAUGUCGCUCCUGGACGGGUACAACGUCUGCGUCAUGGCCCACGGGCAGACGGGCAGUGGGAAGAGCCACACCAUGCUGGGGCCUUCCCCUGCUGUCGGCGCGGCCCCACCUGCCGGAGCUCGCCGGGACCUGGGGGUGAUCCCGCAGGCUGCUGAGGAGCUCUUCAGGCUCCUUUCAGAAAAUCCCCCGCGGAAGCCUGCGGCCGAGGUCUCCAUCGUGGAAGUUUACAACAACGAGGUUUUCGACCUUCUGACCAGAGACAAGGCUCCUGCUUCCAGGACCCAGCGCGAGGGGAAGGCCCUCGUGGGGGCAACCCGCCAGAUGGUGCACAGCGCUGCGGAAUUCAUGAGUCUGGUUGCUGGCAGUCUGCAUCUCAGGGUUAGACACCCCACCCUGGUGCACGCUGACUCGUCCAGGUCCCACCUGAUAAUCACAGUGACUCUGCCCGUGGCCACCUCCCCCGGCAGCAGUGGUCACCCCCCAGACCACCCACCAGGCUACGUGCCCACCUGCCCUUCCCCUCGGCCAUUGGUGAGAGAGAAGCAGCGGGCUGUGAGUCCCGUCUUCCCUCCUGGGCUGGGUUUCGGGGGCCCCUCGGCUCUGCUGGAACAGGCCUGCACCCAGCUACAGUUCGUGGACCUGGCCGGCAGCGAGUGUGCAGGCGUAUCCGGUGUGACAGGGCCGGCCCUGCGAGAGGCCUCCUGCAUCAACAGGAGCCUGGCGGCCCUUGGGGAUGUCCUGGGGGCGCUGUGGGAGCACCGGGGCCACAUCCCUUACCGUAACAGCAGGCUCACCCACCUGCUGAAGGAUGGCAUUGGAGGUGACGCCAAGCUGCUGCUGGUGCUGUGCGUGUCCCCCUGCCCCGAGCACCUGGUGUCCACCCUGCAGACACUGAGCUUUGGGGCCCGGGCCCGGCAGGUCCAGUGGGGCAGCGCGGGCAGCAGAGGCCCCAGGAAGCCCACGUGA
Messenger RNA from Echinops telfairi (small Madagascar hedgehog), 1278 nucleotides. RefSeq names its product kinesin family member 25 (gene KIF25). The record is from RefSeq and is a predicted model, not a curated record. Lineage: Eukaryota; Metazoa; Chordata; Mammalia; Afrosoricida; Tenrecidae. Gene Ontology annotation, molecular function: ATP binding; ATP hydrolysis activity; microtubule binding. Bases 1 to 1278 code for a protein of 425 amino acids. Gene Ontology annotation, cellular component: kinesin complex; microtubule. Gene Ontology annotation, biological process: microtubule-based movement. The transcript has 11 exons.